This is a messenger RNA of Oldenlandia corymbosa var. corymbosa, 1195 nucleotides long. The record is from the annotation of a GenBank genome assembly. Lineage: Eukaryota; Viridiplantae; Streptophyta; Magnoliopsida; Gentianales; Rubiaceae.
AUGGCAAGAAGUAACAAAUAUUCCUCCAUCAACUUCAAUGACAUCUAUGAAAAGAAAGUGAUCAACAGCGGCAGCAGCAACAGCUCUUCCAAUUCUUCACCAUUCCAUCAUUCUUCUUCCUCCUCCUCAUCUGGGCAUUCAUCUUUUGGUAAUCACAGUAAGCCCGCGAUUUCGAAUUCCAGAAUCCAUGGACACAUGCUUGUUUUAAGCAAACCGGCAGCUCCGAAACCCAAGCCCAUCAUCAUUCCCCAGACGACCCAGCAGCCUCAGCCUCAGAAGGCGCCAUCCGUAUCAGCACCGCCACCGGUUGGGAAGCCUGCCAAAGGUGCUUCAGAUCAGCCCGGGUCUGAAUCGGACUCCAUUUCUCUCCGCCCUCAGGGUCGAACCGGAUCCGGUUCGGCGGUGGUUGUGUCUCCGCUCCCUUCUCCUGGGAAACCCAGUUCCCCAUUGAGUUCGCCUCUGCUCAAGUCGGACCGUUUUGUGCCGCCCCAUCUGAGACCAGGGUUCGUGGGCCGUGAGGAGAAGCCUGGACCGCCGGUUGUGAAGGGCGGCGUGCAAGGCGGAAGAGGAAGAGGGCAGUUUGGUUAUCCGAACGUUUACGGGGAGGACGGGAGACCUAAGUCUGGAGGUGGGUAUGAAAGGAUGAGGAGGAUCGGUGGAGAGCCGGAGCAUGUGGAUUUUAUGAUCCGACCCGGUUCAAGCGGUGGUCGUCCCAGUUCCAGUGGAUGAAGUAGGUUGCUGUUCCACCAGUAGAGGCAUUUUAUUGGCUAUGCUUGUGUUGCUGGAUAACAUGUAGUUACAAACAUACCCCCCUUUGAGGCUGUACCUACUGUUUGAAUGUUUCUUGAAAGUAAGAUCUGAUAAAAAGCCAUGCAAUAAUGUUGAAAAUGGAGGAUUAUGACCACCUUAUCCCAAUAUUCUUCAAAUCAAUGAAGUUUGGUUCCCCUUUAAUGCUAUAAAGUAUGAAGAGCCCUUUGUGAUGGAAAGAUUGGCACUUUGCUGGGAAAAGCAGUAAACAUGGAAUGAUUCAAUGCAUACCCUAGCUUUUCCCUUUUAUCCAUUUCAUUAUCACUGCCUUUUAAUGCUAAUCCUGGCUUUUGUCUCAUGCAGGAUGCAUUCAAGGUGUUUCAUGGAGAUGCUAGAAGUUAGUGAAGCAGGGUCCUUUCCAAUGGACGAAGUUUAGUUCUACCUGAGA